AGCGCGAAGCCUGCACGUGUUACCGAGCACCGUGUAGUUGUUAUAACACGGCUCCCCCCUUCACCCCCCCUUAUGCACCAGCUCCGUGAGCGCCGUACGAAGACGGGACUCACCGCAUAAACGAGAACCGACCACAUUAUGGGUGGUAGGGUCCUCAACUAAACUGCUUCACGGGAUUUGUAGUCUCUAUGAAGCUUUCGAGAACGUUUAACGUUAUCAAUAGAGGAGGAGCGUAGAACUACAUCACCCACAGUGCACCGCGACGGGUUUGCGUCAAGUCUAUUCCGUUGCAUUUUCAAGAUGGCGUCGCUGGGAAGGAGGCGCGGUGUCCCAGUCAACAGGGAGAGGGGAGUGAUGGCGGCCACGGAGUGUUACAUCGUCCACGAGAUCUACAACGGUGAGAAUGCACAGGAGCAGUUCGAGUACGAGCUGGAGCAGGCUCUGGAGGCGCAGUACCGCUACAUCGUAAUCGAACCCACACGCAUCGGAGACGAGACGGCCCGCUGGGUGGCCGUGGGAAACUGCCUGCACAAAUCCGCCGUUCUGGCAGGGGCCACGUGCCUCCUGACGCCGCUCGCCCUUCCCGCCGACUACUCCCGUUACGUGGCGCUCCCCGCUGGCGCUCUGAGCCUGGCCUGCGCCGCGCUCUACGGCAUCUCCUGGCAGUUCGACCCCUGCUGCAAAUACCAGGUGGAGUACGACAGUCAGAAGCUCUCGCGGCUGCCGCUGCACACGCUCACCUCCUCCUCGCCAGUGGUUCUGGUUCGGCGGGACGACGUGCACAGAAAGAGACUGCACAACACGAUAGCGUUGGCGGCCCUGGCGUACUGUGCCAAGAAGAUCUAUGAACUGUACGCCGUAUGAGCGCUGUGGCACAUGCACACACACGCAUACAGAUACUGAUAUAUGCGUACACACACACAAACACGCAGCAGGGAGGUGAGAAGCACUACUAAACACCCGACACUGGCAGAUACACACACACACACACA
Messenger RNA from Onychostoma macrolepis, 992 nucleotides. It is a transcript of the gene tmem11, whose product is annotated as transmembrane protein 11. The record is from RefSeq and is a predicted model, not a curated record. Gene Ontology annotation, biological process: inner mitochondrial membrane organization. Bases 301 to 864 code for a protein of 187 amino acids. Gene Ontology annotation, cellular component: mitochondrial inner membrane. The transcript has 3 exons. Lineage: Eukaryota; Metazoa; Chordata; Actinopteri; Cypriniformes; Cyprinidae.